CUUUUUCAUUCAACUACAAGUAAUUACUGAUAUAAUUUUACUUAAAACAAGUUAAUCGUUUUCGAACGGUGGUUCAUUUGAAAAUCAGAGUAUCUUGCCUUUGGGAAAUUGUGGUCAAAAUGAUCUCAGAAUAUUUUUCUGCUUAUGAAGAUCUUAAUAUCCACAAGCUCAUGCUUACAGACACCGUUAGGGUAAAAUCAUACAAAGAUGCUAUACUCUCUAAUAAGGAACUUUUCAAGGACAGCAUUGUGUUAGAUGUUGGCGCAGGAUGCGGUAUUUUAUCAAUAUUUGCUGCUCAAGCAGGAGCCAAGAGAGUAUAUGCUGUGGAAGCUGCUGGUUCUUUAACACCAAUGAUCAAGAAAGUUGUUGAAGACAAUAAUUAUACAAAAGUGGUUCAAGUUAUUGUGGGAGAAAUGGAAAGUGUUAUUAUCCCUGAAAAAGUCGACAUAAUCAUAUCUGAAUGGAUGGGAUUUUUCUUACUGCAUGAGGGUAUGCUUGAUAGUGUUCUGUUUGCUAAGAAAUAUCUAAAACCAAAUGGGAUAAUGUUUCCUGAAGAGUGCAGUAUAUUUGUUUCAAUAUGUGAAUUGCCACAUUAUUUUGAUGAAUGGAAUGAUCUGCACGGUGUCAAAAUGGAUGAAUUUGGUAAAGCAAUUCGAUUAAUUGCUCAAGGGAAACCUGAAAUUGGUUAUGUUAGUAAGGACUACCUGCUUUCUGAUCCAUUGGAAAUCUUUCGUUUCAAGCCAUUGGAAUCAGAUCAAAGUAAAUUUCGUAAGAUCACUGCAAAGCAUGUCGUGUCAGCUAAACGUCCAGGAAAAUUUCAAGGUGUUUGCAUCUGGUUUGACGUGAAAUUUCCAAUUCCAACAGGGAAUGUAGUUCUAUCUACUUCUCCGUAUGGACCCGAGACCCACUGGAAGCAAACAAUUGUUGUGUUACCUCAUGAAAUACUUUUGGAAGAUCAUGAACCAGUAGCAUUCGAAUUAACGUUUUUUAGAAUGCAACGUAGAAAUUACCAGAUAACGUUCGAACUGCAUGAAACUGAUGGAAUUGAACAUCCCACUCCUUGUGACUGUCACUUAGCAAGAUGUCGAGUUAUAAAAGCAUUCUUGGCUGAACGUCCAGAUGAUCCAGCAUAGCGCUUACAUGUUUUAAAUUGAAAUAUGGUAAUGUUCUAGCUGUCAUGGGUUUUGUUAUAAGUGAAAGGCUUGAAGAAGUUGCAAACUUGUGAAAAGGAGAUAGAGAUACUCCGAGAAGGAGAUUGAGAGUUUAAUUAAGAAAGUUCACAAUGUUGUUUUGAUUCAAUGUAAUGGUUAUUAAAAACAUAACAUUAAAUUUGUGUUCACAUAAAUUUAGUGUCAGAGGAUAGAACAAUUAAAUUAGAAAAUUAUAAUAUUCUAUAUAAUACAAUUUUAAAGGUGAUAUUAAAAGCUAAAGCAGUAUCUAAAAGAUAGUUAUUACUUACCAACAAGUGAUAACUAUCUUUUUGAUACUAAAAUACACCAAGUAUUUUUUUCUUCUAAUGAUUCUAGUUUACUUUCCUCUGACACUGAUUCCCUCAAUUAAUAUCUUUUAAAGUUGAUGUUGAGCACACUUAAUCUUUUGGAUUUUUAUUGAAGCUUCGAGUUUAAAUUCUAUUCUAUUCUUUUCUUAAGGAUUUAAUCUUUAUAUAUUUUAAUUAUUUGACCAUUACAAUUUUUUAUAGUUUAUUGUUCGUUGGUUUUUAUGUGUUCUGUGUUUUGUUUCAACAAUUUUUAAUUGUUAAUAAAAAUUUAAAAUUGUUUUAUUCCUACAAUCUUUAUUGUUUUAUCGUAAGACACCUUAAAUAA
Messenger RNA from Nezara viridula (southern green stink bug), 1823 nucleotides. NCBI's taxonomy places the organism in Eukaryota, Metazoa, Arthropoda, Insecta, Hemiptera, Pentatomidae. The record is from the annotation of a GenBank genome assembly.